Molecule: messenger RNA, 1953 nt
Organism: Closterium sp. Naga37s-1
Lineage: Eukaryota; Viridiplantae; Streptophyta; Zygnematophyceae; Desmidiales; Closteriaceae
Source: the annotation of a GenBank genome assembly
AUGAGUGUGCAAACAGCUACGCAAGCAGAGGCUCGAGUGAAUGUGGCGCUGUGUAGUGCAUGCAAUAGAAGUCACCACAGAGAUGUACUGUGCGAGCCUAGGAGGCAACAUCAUGAACAUGAACGACCUCAGAAUGGGGAGGGGGUGAUGGACGGCAACGAGACUCACGCGGCAGAUGGUGAGAAUGGAGAUGUUGAAGUAUCAGAUGAGGAGGAGGACGGCAGUUUAGAGUCGGAGGGGGAGAGAGAAGAGCAGCCAAUGGAUGUGGGUGCUGGUGUCCAACAGGCUGUCCCAUCAGUACUCCGUGAAGUAUUUGGGGAGGCAUUUAACGGACUUAAUCAUUCAGGAAACAACGGAAACAUGCGCUCGGGGGGUGUGGGAUUAUCAAAUCCAACAGCAGCAGAGAGUGGGGGAUUGGGGGAGAUGGGAGGAGCAUCCGAGAGUGGAGGAUUGGACGACCGGGGAGGAGCAGGCGACAGCGGGGCGGGGAGGGGAGGAGAAGAGAGCGGGGCAGGGAGGGGAGGAGCAGCCGAGAACGAGGCGGGUAGGGGAGGAGCAGCAGGGAGCGCGGGGGGGAGGGGAGGAGCAGCAGGGAGCGAGGCAGAGAGGGGAGGAGCAGUCGAGAAUGGGGUACUUAGGGGAGGAGCAGCAGGGAGCGAGGCGCAGAGGGGAGGAGCAGUCAAGAGUGGGGUAGAGAGGGGAGGAGCAGCAGGGAGCGGGGCGGGUAGGAGAGGAGCAGCAGGGAUCGAGGCAGGGAUGGGAGGAGCAUCAGCAGGGACAGGGAGGGGAGGAGCAGCAGGGAGCGAGGUGGGGAGGGGAGGAGCAGCCGAGAGUGGGGUAGGGAGGGGAGGAGCAGCAGGGAGCGGGGUGGGUAGGGGAGGAUCAGCAGGGAUCGGGGCGGGGAGGGUAGGAGCAGGGAGCGAGGCGGGGAGGGGAGGAGCAGAGAGCGGGGAUGGGAGGGGAGGAGCAGCAUUGAGUGGGGCGGGGAGGGGAGGAGCAGCAGGGAGCGGGGCGGGUAGGAGAGGAGUAGCAGGGAGUGGGGAAGGGAGGGGAGGAGCAGAGAGCGGGGCCGGGAGGGGAGGAGCAGCAGCAAGUGGGGCGGGGAGGGGAGGAGCAGAAAGCGGGGAUGGGAGGGGAGGAGCAGCAGUGAGUGGGGCGGGGAGGGGAGGAGCAGCAGGGAGCGGGGCGGGUAGGAGAGGAGUAGCAGGGAGUGGGGAAGGGAGGGGAGGAGCAGAGAGCGGGGCCGGGAGAGGAGGAGCAGCAGCAAGUGGGGCGGGGAGGGGAGGAGCAGAAAGCGGGGAUGGGAGGGGAGGAGCAGCAGUGAGUGGGGCGGGGAGGGGAGGAGCAGCAGGGAGCGGGGCGGGUAGGGGAGGAGCAGCAGCGAGUGGGGCGGGGAGGGGAGGAGCAGAGAGCGGGGCCGGGAGGGGAGGAGCAGCAGCAAGUGGGGCGGGGAGGGGAGGAGCAGAAAGCGGGGAUGGGAGGGGAGGAGCAGCAGUGAGUGGGGCGGGGAGGGGAGGAGCAGCAGGGAGCGGGGCGGGUAGGGGAGGAGCAGCAGCGAGUGGGGCGGGGAGGGGAGGAGCAGAAAGCGGGGAUGGGAGGGGAGGAGCAGCAGUGAGUGGGGCGGGGAGGGGAGGAGCAGCAGGGAGCGGGGCGGGUAGGAGUGGAGUAGCAGGGAGUGGGGAAGGGAGGGGAGGAGCAGAGAGCGGGGCCGGGAGGGGAGGAGCAGCAGUGAGUGGGGCGGGGAGGAGAGGAGUAGCAGGGAGUGGGGAAGGGAGGGGAGGAGCAGUGAGAGGGGCGAGGAGGGCAGGGGCAUCAGGGAGCAGGGCGGGGAGGGCAGCGGCAGGGAGCGUGGCAGGGAGGGGAGAGACAGCCGAGAGUGGGGUAGGGAGGGGAGCAGCAGGGAGCGGGGCGGGGAGGGGAGGUGCAGGAUGGAGUGGUGGAGUGGCGGACUAA